Molecule: messenger RNA, 818 nt
Organism: Podarcis muralis (Common wall lizard)
Lineage: Eukaryota; Metazoa; Chordata; Lepidosauria; Squamata; Lacertidae
Source: RefSeq, a predicted model, not a curated record
UGAAAAUGCAACACACUUUAAGAAUGGUAACAGCUGGAUAUUUCAAGAAAUAAUAGCAUGGUUCUGCUUUUCUGUCUUUCCUUUAUUUCACGGUAUUCUUUGUUUCAUCUGAAUUCUCACUUUUGUGUUGUGUUGGGGUAUUUUAAAUCCGCAGGUUGAAUGCCAUCCUUAUCGGAACCAAAGCAAGAUGCUGGCCUUCUGCAAGUCAAACAAUAUCCUCCUGGAAGGAUAUAGUGUCCUGGGAUCCCAAAGGGACCCAAGAUGGUUAAAUCCAGAAGCUCCUCCCCUGCUUGAAGACUCUUUGUUGGUCGCAAUCGCCAAGAAGUACAACAAAACCCCAGCUCUCGUGGCUAUUCGCUACCAACUGCAGCGCGGCCUAGUGGUCCUAGUGAAGGCCGACACCAGAGAGCAAAUUGAGGAAGACAUCCAGGCAUUUACUUUCCAGCUGUCCGAGGAGGAUAUGAAAUCCAUUGAUGGCCUUCACAAAAACCUGAGCUAUUUAAAAGAGGAAGCAUACGCUGGUCACCCACAGUAUUACCCACCAGAUGUGGAAUAAGGACUCGUCUCCCAUCUCCAAUUUAUCUCCUUCUGAACCUGGGUCCUUUUUCAUGGAAAACACUGGGCAAAUCUCUCAAUAUCAGUUCCUCCCAGCAUCCCAGCAUCUCAUUUUCCACUCUUCAGUUCCUCACAUCGCCAUAUCAAUUUGGGAUGAAAAGAAAAUGUCUUGAAAAUUCAUCAUUGCAGAUUUCUCCUACCAUACACAUUUUUCUUUGCACUUUUGGCUAAAAUAAAGCAUGUUUGCAUGGUGUUUUCACUGA